AUGAAGCUGGAGAAGAAGGAGCUGAAGGAAAAGCGGAAGCUUGAGCAGAAGGAGAAGAGGAAUAAAAAACAGAAGGAUCAGUAUAAGAAGGAUCAUAAGUUACAGGUGAAUGACCUGGUUAAUAAGGAUCUAGAUAUAGCUCAUAACAAAAAGAUGGAUAAUCUAGGGGUCAAAAAGAUAGCCAAUAAGAAGAAGUUCAAUAAUAAUGGAACUUCUUUAUUAAAGGGAUUUAAUAAGCUUAAGAUUAUUCAAUCAAAUAAUAAGAGCUUUCAGCAGAGGAAGAAGUUUUAUGAGGACUUGUCUAUUGAUAAAAUGAAAGAAAAUAUGAGAAAAUAUGAGCCUGAUAAGGACAUGACAAAGGAUAAUACAAAUUUCUACUAUACAACUGGAGUUACAAGUCAAUCACUUUCUGGAGUCAGAUACGUUUAUGGCAACCUCCUUGCUCUAGUGAAAUUAGGUUGUUUUACUACAGUAUGGUACAACUAUACGGAGUGUGCACCAGAUUUCUUAUCCAGUGGUAUGUUCCCAGAUCAUUUUGUAGAUUUUUUCAAAGAUGUAUCUGAAGUCCCUGGUUCAGAAGACUUAUUACUCUUGGAUACUAAGGAUGAUACAACACAAUCUAUCGUAGAAUCGGGUAAACUUUUGAAGGAUACUAUGCAGAUAGUGGCGGAGGAAUUGGCUGAAGGAUUGCCUGAUGAAGAUAUACCCAUUGAAGGUAGUAAUUGGAUAAGUGUUGGAGUUCCGGCAAACCUUCAAGAAGAUAUUCUUUCUUUCAGAACUUGUAUACGUCGGAGGUCACUGCUAAUAUGUCAGCGAUACACUGGAAUAGGUCCAGAUUUAGGCUUUGGUAGCAUUGAAUCUGUUCCUACUACUCAACUUAUCAGGAAUCUUUUUCCUAAGGAGGGGGUAUAUAAAACUAUUGAGUUGGUAAAGGGACUUUAUCUAUUGGAUAAAAUAGAAGGUCAUCAUAUCAUUAAGUUCCGUGAGGCUCUCAGAACUAAGACUAUUUAUCGGAUGUUUUCAACAGGUAAAAACACACCGUUAUCGUUCUCAUGUAAUGAUGGAAAUAAGCUAAUGCUUUUAUCAGCAAUUGACUCUAUCUAUAACGAUGAAUGGAGGAAAAGAGGGGUGCUUCCUUUCAGGAAGGAGCGUUUGCAAACGGAAUUGUUUGUAACAGACAACUUCCCUUUAAGUCCAAUUGAUUAUUUUCAAUAUAGGAAAUCGGAAAUUCCUUCUUUCCUCUAUGAUAUGCUGCGCACGCAAGCAUCACUGGGGUAUUUAUGGCUGAAAGAAUGGGUUCAGGAUGGAGAUGGAAUGAUCGGGGUGUAUCAGUGUCGAGAACCAACUGACUUAUUCCUCAUGACAGCGUUAUCAAGGGUAUUAAUAAGAAUUUGGGGUUCACAAAAUAUUGCACCUAUUACCACUAACGUUGAAACAUUGAAUGAUGUCAAGUGCAUCCACUACGGUUUCUUGAAUAGACAGCAAAAUGUCGAUAAACUAGUCUUGAUAGACUUGUCACCUUGUAUGAAUCAAGCAAGGAACUCUCGUUUAUUGAAAAGUUUUCAUACUGAAACGAGCAAAGGGGUCGUUUUUAAUUUACUUAAACAGAUUCUCUUUCUACCAAUCUAUGACUUGAAUGCUAAGAAGAUGAUACCCAUCAAUCUAAUACCACCAAUAGGUGAAAUAACAAAUGUGAUUUUACAUAUUUUCUAUCAAGGAAAGUUCGAUCUAGUGAUAGAGGAGAAGUAUCCUGGAAUAACAUAUACCCGAUGGGGUCAUGAAGUGAUUAUAGCACUCAAGAAGAAUGAUUCAUUUACAUUCGAUGAUGAUACAGUUAUUUCUCUAUUAGAUGAAAUCAAUCUAGAUGGGGAAUUUGAGUUCUUAUCUAAAGAGGACUAUGACUGCAUGCCGGCGUGUAACGGAGAAAAGGCUAUAUUACUAGACGAGGAUGGGUGUGUUUCGUUUACACCCGGCGUACCUCCCGUGGAAGAUUAUCCAACAUCCUGUGAUGUCUUUCUCAAUGAAGGAUCAAACGUAGCUGGUUAUAGUAAGAUAAUAUUCCAGGAAACGAAGGAUAUUUCACAAACAGUGGUGACUGCCUUUAAAGAGGAUCCUUUUGAUAAAAUGGGUGUCAAGGUGUUGAUUGACAACAAUAUUCCACUCAGUCAAUUUCGGGUUGCAGUGGGUUUAGCUAUAAUGAUUGGUUUCAGUUUAUCGAUUGGUGUGCUACCAGAUUUGAACGAAGUAUUACAAUAUUAA
Miscanthus lutarioriparius is the source of this 2259-nucleotide messenger RNA. The record is from the annotation of a GenBank genome assembly. Lineage: Eukaryota; Viridiplantae; Streptophyta; Magnoliopsida; Poales; Poaceae.